This is a messenger RNA of Prorocentrum cordatum, 1334 nucleotides long. NCBI's taxonomy places the organism in Eukaryota, Dinophyceae, Prorocentrales, Prorocentraceae. The record is from the annotation of a GenBank genome assembly.
AUGCAGAUUGCCUGCUCCCCUGAGUGCCUCGGUGCUGUUGCCGAGGCGUUCACAGGCCAGCAGGUGCAGGUGCUCGUGCUCCGCGAUGCCGACAUCGUCGAGCUUGCGAUCGCCAAGACCCUGCGUGACGAGGAGUCGUGUUCGGCGCUCGUCAAGCAGGGAGUUGAGGCUACGGUCAAGGAGCAGUUCCUCAAGCUCUUCGGCUUCGGAUCUGUUCUCAAGGGGUGUCAGACGGUGCUGGCGCGGGAGCCGCGGGUGGCUCACCAGGAGCCCUGGCGGGCUCGGGAGACGCCAGCCCUGGCCACGGAACCGCCUGCGUCCAGCGUGAGCGCUCCAACACGGGAGCAGGCGGCAAAGAAGAACCAGAUCUUGCUUCACCUGCAGUUGGACCGCAUCUCCUCGCAGCAGGAGGCGCUGGCCCAGGCGGUGAAGGAGCUGCAGCAGAAGAAAGAGGUCGCCCCCGUGGAGGCGGUGAAGACCUUCGCCUCGGAUGUGCUCGACGAGGGGAUCAGCACUGAAGGCGAAGAAGUGGUGGCUCAGCAGGCUGCCCCUGCCGCCGGCCUUCGCACGCUCAGCAACAAGGAGAAGAGGGAGCUUAACAAGCAGCGGAAGCUGCUCGACGCGGAGCGCAGCCUUCGCAGGCCUGGCUGGGAGAAGGACCCAGACACGGAGCCGCUGGAGGUGCCCAACGCAGAGCACCAUCCCGCGGGCCUCGAGUGGAUCUGGGAACAACUCGUAGCCAGGGCGAAGGAGACGGUGCGCAGGAUCACGCUAGCGCUCCACAUUUACAACAAAAUGCGCGCGGCCGCGCCCGCGUCCGAAACCGACGCGCUGGCGGCUGCCCACGCCCUGGAGCCUGGGAACCUCUGCGGCCUCCACUCGUUUAAGUUCAGCGGCAUCGCCAACGACCAGGUGCUGGGUCUUGCUCCGACCAAGACGGGCAAGAAGGAUAAGAUCACCCUCACCACCAAGGCCAAGAAGCCCGCGAAGCUGUUCGAGCCGAAGGGGCUGCUGCUUGAGAAGGGCAUCAAGAAGAGCGCCAAGAAGGGUCCCGAGCAGCUGAAGAAGGUCAUGGACGCGGGUUUCUACCGCAAGGAUCUCCUCGACCUCGCCAUGGCCAAGUACGCGAAGAUCAGGACUUCCUUCAAGACGAAGAAGCUGACGGUCAAGUCCCGCCGGGCCAAGGUCCCCUGGCCGCUCUGUCUGGCGGGAGACGGCGCCGCGGCAAAUAGGUGCCGUGACUGCCUCAGCCGCACGAAGGAGGCAGGACGUGCCGACGAGCGCGCAGCGCACGCCGCACUGCGGGAGCCUCGCGCGGUGCCCACCGCUGUGAG